Messenger RNA from Fimicolochytrium jonesii, 2377 nucleotides. RefSeq lists its product as uncharacterized. The coding region runs from base 135 to 2225 and encodes 696 amino acids. The transcript has 2 exons. NCBI's taxonomy places the organism in Eukaryota, Fungi, Chytridiomycota, Chytridiomycetes, Spizellomycetales, Powellomycetaceae. The record is from RefSeq and is a predicted model, not a curated record.
AAGACGCAAAUCGGACACUUCCCCGAUCACAACUCCCGCUCCCAUCUGGAUUUCGCACAAGUAUCCCAGGAGUGUUCAACCACCCGUCUCUAAUGCAACAGAAGUAUCCACUCAGCAGGAAGCCUUAGUUCAUCAUGUACGGCUCCUCGCCCCACCCAUUUCAAAUCAAUCAGCCCGCAUAUGCCUACGGCGCCAAUGCGACCCCCGGAUCGUUAAACCCCCAGCGCCAGACUUUCCCACAGCAGCAACUGCAGGCCCAACAGCAGCAGCAACAAAACCUGCAGCAAUCCAUAUACCAACGGCAAUCACAGUUCCCUCAACAGAAUCUGGGUGGGGCCGGGUACUUCAAUAGCCCUGCCCUAGGCGCUCAGAAUGCGCCCUCGCCAGCGUACCACACGCCGUAUGAGUCUUUGUCCCCAAGGCAAUCAACCUACCUCGGCGCCAUCCCGCCGUACCGCCCGGACAACGGAAUCCCAGCGCAGUCCCCGUACCAGCAACAACAACAACAACAGCAGCAAAACGGUACACGUCCAACCAGUGCGCAGGGGUUCACGCCCGGAUCGCCGACACAGAGACACGCGAGUAUGUUUAUGAACGGGCUCCAGAACGGGGGUGGUGGUGGUAACAGCGGCGGUAGUGGGGGUGGAGGAGCAUCAGCCGCCACGUCUCCUCAGAAGGAGGGGCAGCCAACAGAAGACCAGUUCGUGCCCUCGUUCUUAACCGAUGCGUUACUGGGCGGCCGCCGGAACGCCGGCCGCUCGUCACCGAAACAGAGCCCGGGGGCGAUACCGCAUUCUCCGACGUCGCCGCAUUCGCCGUCCGCGCGAAGGAGGAGGUCUACGUCGUCGAUGAAUUCUUCGGGGUCGGGCGUGAAACGGGGCUCGUCGCUGUAUGGGGAUGAGUAUAGUGGGUAUGGGUCUAGCCCGUCGUCCGUGCGGUCGCAUCGGAACGGUGGGUCAGUGGACGAUGAUCUGCCGCCGGUCAUGUCGCUGUUUGCUGAUGGGGACCAUUUUGAACUUGGCCCGGGGGAUUUUGGGAGUUAUGGGUACGGUGCGGGUGGAGGGGAUGGGUAUGGGAGUUAUGGGGCGGAGUCAGCGGGUCGAUCGCCUUCACACAGACGGACGUCUGUCACGUCUGUGAAUUCGGAGACGGGCAGUGUAGGUACAGCGGCUGGAGGACGAUCUCCCUUGCGUCAUUCCCCAGCCUCAGUCAACACCGCCAACGGCAGCACAACCACGGCAAGCAGCGCACCCGAAACGCCCUCCCCUUCCCCACCCAACCUAACAGUAACCAUCUCCGGCCCCGACGAAACCGCCCGCGACCGCCUCAUCGACGACAUCAGCAAAAAAGCCAAAAUCACUUACCAGAAAAAGGGCAAGAACUGGGUCGUGCUCCGGUUUGCGGAACUCCAGUCUGUCCGCGAGGCCCUGAUACUCGACGGACGGCUGUGGCAGGGGUACUUGCUCACCGUCAAGAGCGGGGACACGACCUUGGCGCCUGCUGCCCAUGUCGCGACGCCCUCCGCGCCCUCGACGCCGACGAGGGCGCCUAUCUCGCCGAUCGAUAUACCGCGCCGAGGCCGGCAGCUGUCGGGUCUGGGCCUGACGUCCUCGCCUAGCCCGAGCGGUCGGUCGAGCGAGACGGGCGGGUAUUUCCCGGCGAACGGGGCUGGUAAAAAUUCGGAGGAGUCGAGAACAGCGGAAGGAGGAAAGGCGGAAACGAAACCCACCAACCCGGCGUCUAACCCGUUCGCUCCUCCAUCGUCGUCGUCAGCCAAACCAACCAAUGGCGAGGCGUCUGCGUCAUCAUCGUCUGCCACCGCGCACCGUAACGGCGAGAAUAAGAACACCACCAAAAAUGAGAAAAACGCCCCGUCACCGCCCGCAACCAACAAACGUCCCCGCACCGACCCCGACGACGACGACGACGCGGGUAGCGGGACACUUUUCCCUCCCACCCACGCGCGGCGCACAGAUACGGCGGAUCUUGGAACGAUGAAGGGUGCAAAGACGUUGUGGACCAAGAGCGGGGGUGCGAAGAAGGCGAGUGGAUAUUUGGGUGGUGAUGAUGAAGCGGCUGGGAAGUGGCUCGGGAUGGGGGUUGGAGAGAAGGGACCGCUCUCAUUCGGCAGCGGUUUUGGAGGCGGCUGGUGGCGGAUCGAGAACGGUGGAGGUUCACGGAGGAUUGCACAAUCGUCAAGCCCGGGAUAUGGAGGGUCGCUCUGAAUCGUUACGUGGAGGGAAAAUGCUCUUCUCUCUUUAUUUAAAAUAUUACUGGAAAUGCUCACAUUUACAUCGCGCAAGGGAUAUCACAAACGGUGGAGGAAUAUAUCUACGUGUCGUAUCGUCCCCACAUGCAUUCUUUAUCCUCCCGCCCA